Pyricularia pennisetigena is the source of this 1731-nucleotide messenger RNA. RefSeq lists its product as uncharacterized. The record is from RefSeq and is a predicted model, not a curated record. Gene Ontology annotation, molecular function: DNA binding. NCBI's taxonomy places the organism in Eukaryota, Fungi, Ascomycota, Sordariomycetes, Magnaporthales, Pyriculariaceae. Bases 1 to 1731 code for a protein of 576 amino acids. The transcript has a single exon.
AUGCCCGCUUUCUUUGAUUCGAAUACUCAGAUCCCUGCGGCCCUCCACAACCAGCUACUGUCUGCGCUUGAUGACCUCGCGGCGGAUCCGGAUCGACUUGAACGGUCCCUCAAUCGUCGGUUCAACGGCGAACUGCCGCUACAAGACGAUGACGAAACUGAAAGUGAUAUCGAGCAAGAAGCUCGCGACUUUGAACUUAGCCAGCGCCCACACGAGGUGAUCCUGGCAGAGUACAGAGAUCUGAUUGAUGCGCCGCUCGACGGAGACGAUGUGGACAAGCUCGCUUUUCGAUUCCAUCAUGAUUAUCACCUCUAUGAACCCGGAAAGCGCUACGAUGAUGAAUGCAAUCAUGAGCGAGGGUUAUUGCUUGAGUUUUACAGAACUAAAUGGCCCGAUCCUAGGACCGAACGGUUCCUUGAGGGCGGCGAGAAAGGGGAGCUUCGGCGUAAAAUCGUCGCUCGGCACAUAAUCAAAAAGCGAUGGCAGCAUCUUGGGCUCUGGGAUGCUAAAUGGGGGGUUCCUGGGCGGCCCAACCGUCAGGAAAACGAUAAUGUAGCACGGUGGAGAUGGGCCUUUGAGCCGGAGCCUUUGGAAUUUGGCCAGGAUCAUCCCGCAACUUUGGCCACGCAUCGAAGUAAAGGCCGAAAGUUCGGGGAGCAUCAGAACCCACCACCGCCUCAUGCCCAUCCCAGAAGCAAAAACUGUGCGUCCCAACACGAAGCCCGUGACUUUAUCAUAACCCGCCCAUGGUUCUUGUGGGCGCAAGAGAAGAUGGAAUACAACCAUAGGCUAGAACGCAUUCCCUUGGCUUUUCUCGGCCGGCGCAGGCAGGAUGAACCUGAUGCGGUCAAAGAACUCUGGAAGCAAAGAGGUCACUGGCAUGACGACUGGGAGCAUCAAACAUUGUAUGCUGGACAGCCCGUUCCGGGUUGGAGAUGGCCCCACGAAGACUCAGAUCUGGAGCCUGAAAAUUUGUACGAUCUAGAUACCGAGCUAACUCCCUCAGAAACUGAUGCUCUCGAGGCUGUUGAUGCAUUGCGUCGGUCGCAGUCGGUAGAAUCCGUACAACAGCCCCCAACAGGGUUGACGGUGCCUCUGAAUUCGCUUUUCCCAGAAAAUACAUGUACGCAGCCGCCCGAAAAGCGUCAGAGAAAGUCGACGCGCACGAAGCGGGAGGGGCAGGGGGAGGGGCAGGGAUCAACGCAAAAGGGGCGCGGUCGUCCACCCAAGUCGGCAAACCGAGUCGAAAAGCCCAAGACGAAUUCUUUUGUCCCACAAAGGCUGUCCAAGGCAGAGCACCAACUGCCAAAGAUUACAGUCAAAGGGACAGAGCUGCCGCGACGCAGCGCGAGAAUAGCAGCUAAUGCUGCCGCAACAUCCGAGCCAUGGCCUACAUCGUUUCUGCGCCAGCCACCCAAGCAGCCCCUGCAGUCAAACACAACAAAAACAGGGGGCAGUAAAACCCAGCCGCUCCCUGCGCGAGCUCCCGCACCAGACGACCCCAAGAGGACUCGUGGUCGACCAGCGAAAGAAACAUCCUCCACGGAAUCCAAACGAAGAGGACGUCCCAGCAAGGUUGUGGCAGCAAGCGGCGUAGAGAAAACGAAAAGCCCGCCGGCCAAGCGCGGGAGGAAACCAGUGGCUUUGGUUGACGCCGCCGCGGGCAGUACUCGCAAGGGAGCAGGUACCGCCUCAGGGCGUGGAAGAGGUCGUCCAAGGAAUAGUGGGUGA